AUGAUCCACUCAUUUGCUAGCGCUCUCCUCGCGCUGACCUUGCCCAUGAUUUUACCGACGGCCGCUCAGACAACAGUUCGCUAUAUGCCCUUGGGCGACUCGAUCACUGAGAUCACCUGUUGGCGCUCACUCUUGUGGACGCAGCUACAGGAAACGGGCUAUCAGAAUGUCAACUUCGUUGGGUCCAUGACGGACGAAAAUCCGGCUGGAUGUAGCAUCGAGAACUAUAACCAUCAUUCUGAGGGCCACCAAGGGUAUUCAGCGGUGGGUAUUGUGAACGGCAACGACCUCGUCGGCUGGCUAAACAAUAACCCGGCCGACGUAAUCACAAUGCACCUGGGGACAAACGAUAUCUUUGGGGGGCAAACCACCCAACAGAUCCUCAACGCGUUUACGACGCUGGUCCAGCAGAUGAGAAAUUCGAAUCCACGGAUGAAGAUCAUUGUGGCCCAAAUCCUCCCUAUUUUUGUUGGCUCCGACAAUACGCAGGUACAGGCCUUGAAUAGCGCUAUUCCUUCCUGGGCCGCCUCCCAAAACACUACCCAGUCCCCUAUCUGGGUUGUGGACCAGUACGACGGGAUAGCCCCAUCCGACUUGCGAGACGACGUCCAUCCAAAUAGCUCUGGUGAUUCCAAGAUGGCCGCCAAGUGGUACCCAGCGGUGGUGGGCGCAGUGAACACAGUCCUGGGGGCGACAACGACUACCCAGAGUCUUUACGGCCAAUGUGGUGGUCUUGGAUGGACGGGACCUACGGUGUGUGUUUCGCCGUAUACUUGCACUUUUGGUAAUGAAUAUUACUCGCAGUGCCUGUAA
Messenger RNA from Talaromyces amestolkiae, 813 nucleotides. RefSeq lists its product as uncharacterized. The coding region runs from base 1 to 813 and encodes 270 amino acids. The transcript has 2 exons. Gene Ontology annotation, molecular function: phosphatidylcholine lysophospholipase A1 activity; cellulose binding. The record is from RefSeq and is a predicted model, not a curated record. Gene Ontology annotation, biological process: carbohydrate metabolic process. Gene Ontology annotation, cellular component: extracellular region. NCBI's taxonomy places the organism in Eukaryota, Fungi, Ascomycota, Eurotiomycetes, Eurotiales, Trichocomaceae.